Messenger RNA from Capsicum annuum, 4090 nucleotides. RefSeq names its product formin-like protein 3. The transcript is spliced from 7 exons. Gene Ontology annotation, molecular function: actin filament binding. Lineage: Eukaryota; Viridiplantae; Streptophyta; Magnoliopsida; Solanales; Solanaceae. Gene Ontology annotation, biological process: actin cytoskeleton organization; actin nucleation. The record is from RefSeq and is a predicted model, not a curated record. The coding region runs from base 758 to 3526 and encodes 922 amino acids.
CAAAUGAAGGAAAAUAAAUUCUUUUAAGUUCAGGAUAAAAUUUAAAAAGGCCAAAACUCAAAUCUCCUCUGUGUCUCUCUCUUAUCUCAACUUUGUUCUCAGCACGUUUCUAUAAAUAUAAAAAAAAUGUGCCACAUGCACAGGUCUUUUUGGCGUCCGAAGAAACCUCAAAUAUUCCAACAAACAAAAAUCCCAUCAUCGAACCUGAUCCAAAAAUGUCAAAAAUCUGAGAUCUUUCUAAAAAAAAAAAAAAAAAAUUUAAGCAAACCUUUAAAAAAUAGAAUUCUUGAUCAUAUAUAGAAAUUCAUUUCUUUCUUGAACCUUUGCUAAAACAUUCUUUUUUCCUCAGUACUUGUUGCAAAAGAACCAAAGGGUUGCUAAUGAUACAAUUUUUAUGUGCAUAUUGUAUUGGGCAGGAAAACGGACGUAAACAAGGUUAGAUUUAACGUGCAUGCUCUUGACCUUAUAUACAAAUUUAACUGUAUCGGGGUAAACACAUAUUUAAGUGCAAAAGCUGAAUCUUUGAUUGUUUAUGGGAGUUCUUGAUGUUGGAUGCAAAAUACGGGCCAUAAUCCAUUUGAUAUAUUUGUAUUGUUUAUACUUUUGUUGUUUAUUUUAAUCCUCUAUUUUAGCUGAGAAUUAUUUGGAAUUCUUUGUAUUGGAUUGAAAAAAAGAACUACCAAGGCAAAGGUUUUCUGGUUGUUUCUUGGAUUGUAUUGGCCCUUGGGUUUUUCUUGAAUAAAAGGUUGUUGACUACAUGCCAAAUGCAAUUAAACGAAGGUCAGAAUAUGGGAUGAGCAAUAUUAUAAUGGGAAGGGUGGCCUAUGCAUUUGGUUUUGUUGCUUUGCUUUGUGUUUGGGCAGCAAGAGAUUCAGAAGGGAAAAGGAAGUUUCCUGGGAGCAAUUUAUACUUUGCAGGUCUCUGGCAUGUUCCUGUGAUAGACGAAGAUACGGCCGAACAAGUAUGGAUUCAUUGCAGGGAAGAGUUAGAAGAGGGUACCGAAGCUGCAAAAUUUCUGGAAUAUUAUAUUCAACAGACAGCAACAGGAAGUUAUAGUUACUUAAAACAGGAUAUAGCUUUGUUGAGAAAAAGAACCUUACAAAAGGCUCUUAAAGAUUUGCCUCCCCGAGAGAAGCAGAUUUUGUUGCAGUGCUUAAGAAGAAAAAAUGUUCCAAUUCAUAUUUCUGAUAAUAAUGAUGCAUCCAGUACUUGGUUUAGCAAGUACCAAGAGAUUUUUUCACAAUUGUCAAGUGUUCCCAGGAGGUACCUAAGAGGAAGAAAGCGUCCAUUUUUGCCACAAAAUCGUGCUCCAGUUCCAUCCCUUGCUCCAUUUCCUGGCCCUACAUCAGUUCCAUCUCCCCAUCCCUUUCCAGGCCCUGCAUCAGUUCCGUCUCUCUCUCCCUCUCCAGGCCCUGCAGCAUUUCCAACGCUCGCUCCAUCUCCAGGACCUUCUGCCCAAUCACCACUUUAUGCUCCUGUUCCUUCUAUUGAAGUGCCCACUAGCUCUCCUCCAACUGUGCAGCCUCCUUCUCCAGUUAUAAAACCCCCUGCAAAGCCUCCAAAACCUCAAACUAACACCAAUUCUUCAAAACCUUUGCCUGUUCAUCCUCCAGAUAAACCACAAAAUGAUCCUAAUUCUCCAAGAAAUAAUCAGCAGCAUCGGAAUUAUAUAAUUGGUGCAGUGGCUGGAAGUUCCAUUGCAGGAGUUGCCUUUUUAGCUCUGUUGGUAUUGUGUGUCAAGAAUAAAAAGAAAGAAGUAGCUCCAAAAGAUGGGCAACCGCCUCUGAAUCUGAAUGCAGGUUCUUCUCUAAAUGUCAAUGGUGCAUCUACUGUAAAUGAUGCUGAUCCUCAUAAUUCUUUCGAAGCAGAAGCAAAACUGUCCAUACCUGAGAUGAGUGCAAAUGCUCAUGCAUCAUUACCUCUUCCUCCAGGAAAAUGUGCACCUCCACCUCCUGGUCCACUACCUCCUCCUCCUAAACCACCUGCUCCGCGCCCACCUCCACCACCAAAAGUUCGCGCUCCUAAUCCACCAAAAUCUGGUAAUUUGCCAAAUCUUUUACCUCUUGGAGCACAUCAGAGGGGACGUUCUUCUGAGGAGGAGGGAAGUGACUUGGGUGAAUUUGAUGCUCCAAAAACAAAAUUAAAACCAUUCUUCUGGGACAAGGUUCUUGCUAACCCUGACCACUCUAUGGUUUGGCAUGAAAUAAGAGCCGGCUCGUUCCAGUUCAACGAGGAGAUGAUGGAGUCCUUAUUUGGAUAUAUACCAGGAGACCAAGGAAAAGAUGAUCGAAGAAAAACUUCCUCAUCCUUUUACCAAACCUCGCAGUAUAUUCAGAUUAUUGAUGCUAAGAAAUCACAAAAUCUAGCAAUUCUUCUCAAAGCCUUAAAUGUGACAACAGAAGAAGUUUUUGAUGCUCUCGAGGAGGGUAAUGAGCUGCCUCCUGAUCUCACACGAACUCUUCUGAAGAUGGCACCAACACCGGAUGAAGAACUAAAACUCAGAUUAUUUGUUGGAGACAUUUCUCAGCUUGGUCCUGCUGAACGGUUUCUGAAGUCCAUGGUUGCAGUUCCAUUUGCCUUCAAACGGAUGGAAGCAUUGCUGCUCAAGUGUUCUCUUCAGGAAGAAGUUUCUUCCAUCAAAGAAUCCUUCGCAAUCUUAGAGGUCGCAUGUAAGGAGCUCAGAAACAGUAGACUCUUCCUGAAACUUCUUGAAGCAGUUCUUAAAACUGGCAACCGCAUGAAUGAUGGCACCUUCCGUGGUGGUGCACAGGCAUUCAAGCUUGACACACUUUUGAAACUCUCAGAUGUGAAAGGAACUGAUGGCAAGACCACACUCUUGAAUUUUGUAGUUCAGGAAAUUGUUCGAUCUGAAGGAUUAAAAGCAGCACGUAGAUUAAGAGAGAGCCAAAGCACUGCCAGUGUGCAGACAGAAGAUCUUGUUGAGGAUUCUGCUCAGGAGUCUGUAGAUUAUCACUUUAACCUUGGUCUCCAGGUGGUUUCUGGGUUAAGCAACGAGCUUGAGAAUGUAAGAAAAGCUUCACUUAUUGAUGGAGAGAUCUUAAGCGCAGCUGUCAUGAAGCUUAGUCAGUCACUAGUGAAAAAUAAAGAGUUUCUGGACACUGAUAUGGGAAGUUUGGAGGAAGAAAGUAAGUUCCACGAUACACUCACAAAUUUUAUCCAACAUGCAGAUCAGGAGGUUACUUGCUUACUAGAAGAAGAGAAAAGGAUAAUGUCUUUGGUAAAGAGCACAGGAGAUUACUUCCACGGAAAUUCAGGGAAGGACGAAGGCCUGCGUCUCUUUUCAGUCGUUAGUGAUUUCUUAAUUAUGUUGGACAAGGCAUGUAGUAUGGUGAGAAACUCAAAGAAUUUGCCAGUAAAGACUCCUAGAAAAGGGUCAUUAACAACAUCUCCUUCCCAAGAAUCCUGUCCCGAGUCUUUGCCAGACAUACGUAAACAACUAUUUCCUGCAAUCCAGGAGCGACAGAUGCACAAUUCUAGUUCAGAUAAUGAAAGCUCAAGCCCAUAGGUGUCUGUUUAGGUGUCAGAGUACUUCAGAGAUAUGGCUUGGAUAAUAGUCUACAGAAGUAUGUAUUUAACAACUAUCUGAGGCCUAAGGUCUGCCUCUACACCCCAGUUAGCGAACACAUGCUCUUCAAGAUAGAGGGAAUAGGCAUUUUGCUUCAAUGCUCUCUUAGAGCCCUAGCGCUAGCAAUAGGAAGAAUGGCUAUAGUAUAGAUGCUGUAGUUAUUGCAUGGUCUACUACAACUAUCCACGGAGUUAUGUCACGGCCUCUCAAUGUUUGUAGUCACCUUUGUCUGUAAGAAUCUAACUAUCGAGAUGGUAAUGGUAUUGAAAUCUCCCUAAUAUUUGUUAAAUUCUUUUUAGUAUAUAUCGGAAGUUGGACCAGAUUUGUAUAGUUGCAGCGUUUUAUUCUUCUUAGUAACAGUUUCUGUUUCUGGUCAAGAUGCAUCAUUGCUAAUUCAUCUGUUCCCUCAUCCAUUUUGUUUCCUAGUUUCUCUGUUGGCACUCAACUUGGUACAAUCUUUUAGUGGCAUUUCUUCCAAAACCAAGUUGUGUACUGUCUGGUUUG